AGCAGCAAACAAUAGCGUUUACGCGGCCGCCUCUGCGAGGUCGCAUAUUCUUCGAUAAGUGCUUGAGAACAACAGGCACCCGAAUUUAGGGGAGCGGACUGCGUCUUGGCUGCAAUCUACGAACUGAUAACACUCAAAAGAUAUAACGACGACGACUCAUUUUUGGUAACAACACUUUACGAAACGCCCCAGCUUUGGUAUCCGGUUGGCUGUGCCUCUGGCCCCGCAGUUGUGUGUUGCCCGGCACGUGGGAAAGCGUUUGCUCGGCAUCCGUGAUAGUGGUUGGUCGGUUGUUUUACUCAGCAAGCGCCGGACAGUAUCGUGGGGUUCCCUGUUUGAGUGAGUGUUUUACGAGAAGUAUCUGCGAAGUGGCAUGGAUUCAUCCGAGGAAUCUUCGGAGAUUUCUGACGGGAGCAGCGACGACGACAACAACAUCCUUCAGGUCGAACUUCGUCAGCGGGAGGCCAUAUCAAGGGCCUUGUCGAAAGCACGGAGCGCGUCCUGGCUCUCUCUGGAAGACGUCGAGGAAUCCCGGGACUACCGGCUCGGAAACACCAUCUGGUGCAUGUGUGGCCACUGCAGCCGCAUGUCGGUGGCCAGCGAAUCGACGUGUUGCCUGGAGAUUCCGGAGGUGGCCAAGGCGGUCGGUACCCACGGCUGCAUCACCCUGCAUCCUGGCUUCGAGAGCGUCUGCCUAAACUUGCACAGCCUCCAGGUGCCUUUCUACUGGUGCAUGGAAAACCAGCCGAAAUACCUGUGUGGCCUGCACGAGCACGAGCAAUACAGGAGAAUAGCGUACCGCCAGUUCACCCGCUGGGUCUGGCACCGCCUGGGCAAGUCCAUGCACCGACCAGUGCCGAGCUGCGUCACCUCCAAGAUCCGCAAAACGCUGGUCCCAGAGUCUGAAGUGAGCUGGGCGUACCCAAGAUUUUGAAGACGGCUCGCCAUAACCGCACCUUCACCCGACUGCGUUGCUAGCUGCGAUUUGUCUUAGGGCAAAUGGUCAGCACUGUGUACGCUUCUUGGCACGCAUUAGACGUUUAAUUGUGUACUGUACCGUAUCUACAUUCUUCCGUUUUGAGUAUACAAUUUAUUCUAAUAAUUUGUGUCUAUCGGUGCUGGCAUGCCUCCGUAAAGCGUAAUUUUUAUAUUACGUUUUCUUUUUCGCAAAAAAAAUGUUUUAAUGUGAUGCGACACGCAAUGAAGUACCUGAAUGCACGCGGCCUGGUUGCUCACGUAACGAUGGCUACACCCGUAAUUGUAUUAGUAGUUGAUUGCGUUAAAGCGAAAGAUUAGUGUUAGACAACGUAUGAUGCACGAAAUGUGAGCCUUGCGCGUCUUCGUGUUGAUUCAUAAGCCAUGCUGCAGUACAUGCGCGUACAUGUCUACUGAAUAUCCAAACUUUAAUACGCACGCAGGCAGAUACAUCGCAUGGCUGUGCGUGCAUCCAUUCACAUGUGCCGUUCGCGAGUUUGAUUUUUUGUAGUUUUUAAUCAAUGUUUUGCACCAGUG
Ixodes scapularis (black-legged tick) is the source of this 1512-nucleotide messenger RNA. RefSeq lists its product as uncharacterized. The record is from RefSeq and is a predicted model, not a curated record. The coding region runs from base 374 to 934 and encodes 186 amino acids. The transcript has 3 exons. NCBI's taxonomy places the organism in Eukaryota, Metazoa, Arthropoda, Arachnida, Ixodida, Ixodidae.